AUGAAGCUCCGUGUGCGAUCCGCCCAAGGCGGCGCCACGCAUCGCAUCGAAGCGCCGCAGCACUGCUCGCUCCGCGCGCUCCGGGAACUCGUCGCCGCCUCGUUCGGCGUUCCGCCCGCGGCCCUACGCCUAUCACUGAACAAACGCGAUGCCCUCACCGAUGGCGGCGCAGGCCCUGACGUUGCAAUUUCGGAGCUCGGGAUUCGCGGCGGCGACUUGAUUUUUGUGCUGGCGGAGGGCGCGGGAGGUGCGGGGGGCGCAGGUACCGCGGAGGGGACGGUUCUUGCUGACGGCGCGGAAGGCGGCGGGAGAAGCGGAGGGAUUAGGAGGACUAUUGUAGGCUCUGGUGUAGACGGAGCGAAUUCAGCAGUACCAACACAACCAACACCGCUAGCUCUGCCAACAGCAGCAGCGCCAGCAGCCGCAGCGCCCGCAGCAACAGCUGCAGUGGCGGUUGGGAGCGAGGAGUGGAAGCGGCAGCGCAGGGAACGGUGCGCCAGUGCUGCGCUCAGCAGGGUGGCGGGCGCGGAUGAGCGCGGAGGGGCGGGCGAAAGUGAAGGCAGUGGAAGGGCUGCUGGUGAUGGGGUAGCAGCAAAGGACUCGACGGGUCGAGCAGGAGAGGGAGUGGGCGAGGCAGCAAUGGAGGUGGAAACAGGAGAAGGAAAGACUGGUCAUGAGCCAGACGACAGAUCACCACAAGCACCAGGAGCAGCAGCAGCAGCAGCAGCAGCAGCGGUGGUGGGAGCAGCAGUGAGAGAGGGAGAGGUGGAAGAUACAAGGGUGUGGCAUGCCCUGUCCCCAGGUGCAUGGCUGGCGCUGGCUGUGCAUGCUGCUAUGAUAGAGUCCGGAUUCACUUCCGUGAGCCCUGCUGCUUUCGGGUCAUGGUGGCAGAAGCGCAGAGAGAGAGAGCGGGCAGAGGAGGAGGAGAGGAUGCUGCGUGAAGCAUCAGCUCGUGCUGCUCGCUCCCGCUUCUUCCCCCCGUUUCACCGCCCCCAGCCCUUUCUCCCCCCGCCAGGGGGAGGGUUCGCCCCUCCUGGCAUGAUCGGGGGGGAUUAUGACCGUUUCCCAGGUGUUGGGGGAGGGGGUGGGGGCGGGUUUGGGGGGUUUGGGGGCAUGGGCGGGGUGGGGAUUGGGGGAGGGGGGAUGCUGGGCGGAGAUGGGAUGAUGGGUGGGAUGUUUGGACCGGAUGGGAGGGUGAUUGGGGGGGAAGGGGAUGGGAUGGAUGUGGAUGGUGGGAUGGGUGGUUCUAGAGCCAUGAGGGAGGCCUUGGGGGGAGGGCAUGGGGGGGUGGGAGGAGUUGGAGGAGUGGGAGGAGUGGGAGGAGUCGGGAGGAGGGGAGGUGGUCGUGGUGGCAGUCACAGCACCGGCGCGCUUCUCGUGCGCUUGCUCCAGUCAACCUCCCUGCCACCCGUGGCCCCUCCCUCCAUGCCCAGCCCCAGCACAGGCGCGCUUCUCUUGCGCUUGCUUCUAUCCACCUCACUCCCCCCCGCGGCCCCUCCUCCCUCCAUACCCAACCCCAGGUGA
Molecule: messenger RNA, 1524 nt
Organism: Closterium sp. Naga37s-1
Lineage: Eukaryota; Viridiplantae; Streptophyta; Zygnematophyceae; Desmidiales; Closteriaceae
Source: the annotation of a GenBank genome assembly